ACCGUGGGUAGGGGGCUGGCCGCAGUUUGGAAGCCAUUGUUCAAUUCCCGAGGAAUUCAGCACACCGCUGAGGAAGGUCUUAAGAGAUCUGUGGAGGGUCACAGCUAGGGGACUCCCUGAGGUCCUGUCUCCAGCCUUGAGCGAGGGGAAGGCACCAGAAGGCAGACUGCCCACCAUGUCAACGUUCAGGCAGGAAGACGUAGAAGACUACUAUGAGAUGGGGGAGGAGCUGGGCAGCGGCCAGUUUGCCAUUGUGCGGAAAUGCCGACAGAAGGGCACCGGGAAGGAGUAUGCGGCCAAGUUCAUCAAGAAGCGCCGUCUGUCGUCCAGCCGGCGGGGCGUCAGCCGGGAGGAGAUCGAGAGGGAGGUGAACAUCCUGCGGGAGAUCCGGCACCCCAACAUAAUCACGCUACACGACAUCUUCGAGAACAAGACGGACGUGGUGCUCAUCCUAGAGCUGGUCUCGGGUGGGGAGCUCUUCGACUUCCUGGCGGAAAAGGAGUCGCUGACGGAGGACGAGGCCACUCAGUUCCUCAAGCAGAUCCUGGAUGGCGUCCACUACCUGCACUCCAAGCGCAUCGCCCACUUUGACCUCAAGCCAGAAAACAUCAUGCUGCUGGACAAGAACGUGCCCAACCCACGGAUCAAGCUCAUCGACUUUGGUAUCGCCCACAAGAUUGAAGCAGGGAAUGAGUUCAAGAAUAUCUUUGGCACCCCUGAAUUCGUGGCUCCGGAGAUCGUCAACUAUGAACCCCUGGGUCUGGAGGCGGACAUGUGGAGCAUCGGAGUCAUCACCUACAUCCUUUUGAGCGGCGCCUCCCCGUUCCUGGGUGAGACCAAGCAGGAGACCCUGACCAACAUCUCGGCCGUGAACUAUGACUUUGACGAGGAAUACUUCAGCAACACCAGCGAGCUGGCCAAGGACUUCAUCCGCCGGCUGCUUGUCAAAGACCCCAAGAGAAGAAUGACCAUCGCCCAGAGCCUGGAGCACUCCUGGAUCAAGGCGAUCCGGCGGCGGAACGUGCGGCGUGAGGACAGCAGCCGGAAGCCCGAGCGGCGGCGCUUGAAGACGGCGCGUCUCAAGGAGUACACCAUCAAGUCCCACUCGAGCAUGCCCCCCAACAACACCUAUGUCAACUUCGAGCGCUUCUCCAAGGUGCUGGAGGAGGUGGCGGCGGCGGAGGAGGGCCUGCGGGGCCUGGAGCACAGCCGGCGCCUCUUCCACGAGGACAUCGAGGCGCUGACGGCCAUCUACGAGGAGAAGGAGGCCUGGUACAGGGAGGAGAACGAGAGCAUCGGCCAGGACCUGCGGCGGCUGCGGCAGGAGCUGCACAAGACCGAGGCGCUGCAGCGGCAGGCCCAGGAAGAGGCUAAGGGUGCCCUGCUGGGGGCCAGUGGGCUCAAGCGCCGCUUCAGCCGCCUCGAGAACCGCUACGAGGCCCUGGCGAAGCAGGUGGCCUCCGAGAUGCGCUUUGUGCAGGAUCUGGUGCGCGCCAUGGAGCAGGAGAAGCUGCAGGGCGUGGAGUGCAGCCUCCGCUAGGGCUGC
Neomonachus schauinslandi (Hawaiian monk seal) is the source of this 1546-nucleotide messenger RNA. It is a transcript of the gene DAPK3, whose product is annotated as death associated protein kinase 3. Gene Ontology annotation, cellular component: cytoplasm; nucleus. The record is from RefSeq and is a predicted model, not a curated record. Bases 176 to 1540 code for a protein of 454 amino acids. Gene Ontology annotation, molecular function: ATP binding; protein serine/threonine kinase activity. Lineage: Eukaryota; Metazoa; Chordata; Mammalia; Carnivora; Phocidae. Gene Ontology annotation, biological process: protein phosphorylation; intracellular signal transduction; positive regulation of apoptotic process. The transcript has 9 exons.